This is a messenger RNA of Drosophila arizonae, 3318 nucleotides long. RefSeq lists its product as uncharacterized. Lineage: Eukaryota; Metazoa; Arthropoda; Insecta; Diptera; Drosophilidae. The record is from RefSeq and is a predicted model, not a curated record.
UCUGGAUACAUUUACAUUAGUUUUUUGUUUAUGUUGGGAAGUCGUCGGAAAAUUCGGCUAUUUUGUGUGUGUGCCGCAAUGAAAAGCUGCUAAAAAGCUAAAUAUAAAAAUCAGCGCAGCGCGCGGCCGUCUGUCGUUGCAUUGUUUUCUAAGUGCAGUCAGUAGGCAGCAGCAAUUGAUGAGGAAAAAUUAUGUGAAGCAGAAACGCAGUUUUUGUUUGUGUGUAUGUGUAUGUACAUUGUGUGCUUCUGUAUGUGUAUUGUGCAAUGAAACUGGAAAACCAUUAUUAUUAAUGAAAACGCGUGAAAUGUGUAAGUGUAAUAAUAAAAAAUGAAAAUACAGAUGCGCUUCUUUUGAACUUUUACCAUUUACUUGAUUUCUUUUUGUUAAACGUUCCCCCCACUCUUUCGCAGACAACGAGAACAACAACGACAACGACCAACUCCUCCCACUUGUACGUGUUGUAGGGGUGAAGGGAGUUUGACUGCUGUGUCUGUGCGCUAGUGUGUGUGCGUGUGUGUUACUGCGUGCACGAUAAGGCUUGUAUUUGCGGGCAAUAUAUAAUUGAAUAUAUAUGCAGAGUAAAUGUCAAAGAAGACAACGCGUAAUAUGCACACACAUUAAUAAGAGCAAAAGGUCAAAAGUUAAGCUGAAAACAGGACCAAGACACCGUAAUGUUUUAAGUCAGCGACAGCAAUAAGAGAGCGAGAGAGAGAGAGAGAGAGAAAGAGAACGAGCGCAUGUUGGUGUGAGUGUAUACGAUAAGAACAAAGAGAAGAGCGAAGAGCACGAAAAACCCGUCUAAGAAACAGCAGCAGAGGAGGGCAAAACAAAAGACUGCUUAAAACUAAUAAACAAACAAAAGUAACUCAAAUAAUAACAACCACAAAAUAAAUACAAACCGAAAAUGUCGGCCGCGGAGCUUGAGACUGAAAGUUCCGCACAGGAGCAGCAAUCGAAACAACCACAACAACAACAACAAGAACAACAACAUAACGAACAUACAAGCAACAAUAACAGCACUGCCAAUGAUGCUGAAGCCAAUACCUUUGGCAUAGACCUAGAAGAAACCAUUGAGACUAUGACAUCAAGCAACAACUACAGCAUUGAUAUGGAGCAACAACAGCUGCAGCAUAAUAAUAUGCAGCAGCAUGCGCAAAUGCAACAGCAGCARCAACAACAUGCACAACAUGCACAGCAGGAGCAAGAACAACAGCUAGAGCAACAGGGCGAUAUGGGGUUGGGGAUGACACUGAUGCAAUCAUCGCCACCACCACACAGCUAUCGACACUCACGAGCCUAUCGCCACUUCAAGAACCCGCCGCAGCCCCACAUGUGUAUUCGCACCACCACUGAAACUGGCGAGGAGUUGUUUAUCAAUGUGCUAAGUUGGACACGUAUUGUCAUACCACAGGAGCCCAGUGAUCCAAUACCUUUGUAUGGAGGCAUGCGCGUGCCGCCUGGCAGCCCGCGCAGUCCACCAAUUGUGUUUGCCGUUAUGGCGAAUCCUGAAGUGCUCAAAGACUCUGGACGUCAUAGCAAGGAUCCAGAGGAACGACGCGCUAUGGUAGAGCUAAUGUGCGACUUUGUGGAGGCUAUGAAUCCUGGCGUGAAACUAGUCAGAAACGCCGUCAUACUCAAGGAUCGUGACAUUUCGGGCGAGCUUAAGGAUGUCUGGAAUGCUGUGCAGGCGCAGCGGGACCGUGAGCGUGAAGAGCAAAUGUUACAGCAGCGCCAACAGCAGCACUAUCAAAACAUCACUACGCAACAAAUGUUUCCCAAGUCACCGGAUGCAAUGCGUGCUGGAAGCGCUGCUCAGUCAAAUGCAUCGGAGAUCGGCUUGCCCCCAGCAUAUAAUGCCGAUCUUAUGACGACUGAUCAUGGGAAUGGCAUUACACUGGCCGUAUUUGCCCAGCAGUUGGAUAACAAGGUAGCCAGUGAACAGUCGGAUGAGCAGCAGCAGCAAGAGCAACAAGCGGGUAGCAACGAGUCAACGCCUGGCGAUUCUUGCGGUGAUCAAACGGAUGCGGGUGUCGUUGUUAAUGGCAACAGCGGAUCUCCAUCUGCUUCAGAGUCUCUAUCAACAGUCGAGCAAGUGACACAAGAGCCAGAGAGCAGAUCUGCUAAUACGACUACCAGCAAUGGUUGUAGUACUCCAACAAACUUGACAACAGCUCCAACGCCAAACGCUGCUGCUGUUCAGCCCACAGCUACACCUACGCCCACGCCCACGCCUCCCGCAACCACGCCACCUCCAGCAGCGCCAGUAAAGAAGGAGAAGCUUGGUGGCUUCUUGCCCAACGGUUGCAUAUUCCCGCGCUUCAAGAACAACAAACACAAGGAUAAGGAUGGCAAUCACAAGGAGAGCAAGAGCAAAGAGAAGACUCUGCUGAAUGCGCUGAAGAAAAGUAAGGAGAAGAAGGUGGCACCCAGCGAGCAAGCACCCAGUGACAAAACAGCCACGGACAAUGGCACCACACAGUACGAGAAGAACUGCAUCAACAAUCUCGAGUGCGAGGUGCAGAAACUCGACCUGAAUAGCAGCAACAACGACAACAAUAUGUUCAUCAAGCUGAAAGUGGCGCCCAGUGCAGCAUCGGCAGCGGCUGCUGUGGCCAAGUAGUUAAGUAUAUCUGAUAACAAUGAUCACAUAAAGUUUCAUAAGUAGGAAGAGUAAAGGAUAUCCGAGUAAACAGGCACGAUACGAGUAAUGAGUAGAGAGAGAACUACCUUUCGGGUAGCACUAGCACUUCACUAGCACCUAGGAGUAUUUAGAGUCGUGGACAUUUAAUAUAUACAAGAUUUACAUAAAUCAUACAUACACAUACAUAUAUAUAUAUAUAUAUGUAUACAAAGUACGUUUAUAUAUGAAUAUAUAUAUACAAUAUAUACCGUUGUAUCAGUCAAUUUUUGAAGGCAAAUCGACAGACUCUCAGUGUAAUAAUAUCUGAAAAAGAAAAAUAUAAUAUUGUGCCAUGCUCCAUUCAUACUCAAAUACAUAUAUGUACAUAUAUAUACAUAUCUAUAUGUAUGUAUAUAUAUGUAGCGCCCAAUUUGUCUGGGUUUGUCAUCCACAGUUUCUCCAUAAUUCUUCCCCGGCAUACGUAAAGAUUAACAAAUAUAAAAAUCAAGUAUUUAUAUAGUUCAAUAUUUGUAUGUUUCGCAUACAGUUUGCCUUAUAUACAAACCAAAUGAGAGAGAAACGGAAAAUAAAAGCAAAUAAGUAAAAUAGAGAACUUAAAUAUUAGGUCAUCAAACCAAUCAAUGGCAAUCGUAAAAAGAAACUCAUGCGCCAAAUUAUCAUCAGAAAUAUGUAGA